GGGACGGUAACUUCCGCCAAUGCCCAUUGUACAAGCUGUUCUGCAAAGAGUGCCGCGGUUGUUGAGCUGCAGUCUUGUUAAAUGCGUGAUUUCUUCAAAGUUGUUUCAUUCGCUGUGGCUGGUUGUCGCAUUUUUUAACUCGGAGUCGCGUGAGCUUGUAGAAGUACCGGGUCGUUACCAGGGGGAAUAACAGCGACGGUCUCAUCGCAGGAAUCUGUUCGUUUAACGGCAGCGCAGCCACCUUGCGGUCCUGCUAGCACUGGAGCUAGCUAACGUUAGCUAGCAGCUGUGUUGUGGUGUGAAGCUUGACUUAUAUCUGCGGGAACAUGUCUUCAAUCGGAGGCUAUCACGUUUCAAAACAACUUGACUGAGAUCUGCGGGGACAUGUCUUUAAUCGGAGGCUAUCACGUCUCAAAAUAAGUCGCCGAGAGAGUCCGAAAAUAAUCACCAAAAACGGCUGUUAGCUCGCGAACUAGCCACUUAGCCGUGCUAGCUUCACUAACCGUCACCGGGAUUGUCUUUCACAAAAGGGCAACGCGUCAACAAGACACCCUGUAGCCAAAGAAACGCUGUUCUUUUUAUACAUUGGGCAGGUCGUACAAAUACUAUUACAAUAGUACAGAAUGAAUGGGUUUAGCACAGAGGAAGACAGCCACGACGGACCACCGGCUCCGCCGUUUUACGGACAGAGUUGCUGCCUGAUCGAGGACGGGGAGCGCUGCGGCCGCUCGGCUGGAAACGCCUCCUUCAGCAAAAGGAUCCAGAAGAGCAUAUCACAGAAGAAGCUAAAGCUGGACAUUGACAAGAGCGUGAGACACCUCUAUAUCUGCGACUUCCACAAGAACUUCAUCCAAAGCGUGCGCAACAAGAGGAAGAGGAAGACCAGCGACGAUGGCGGAGAGUCCCCGGAUCAUGACGUGGAGGUGCCCGAGGUCGACCUUUUCCAGCUGCAGGUGAACACGCUGAGACGCUACAAGCGACACUACAAGCUGCAGACCCGGCCCGGACUCAACAAGGCCCAGCUGGCAGAGACGGUGAGUCGUCACUUCAGGAACAUCCCCGUGAACGAGAAGGAGACGCUGACCUACUUUAUUUACAUGGUGAAGAGCAGCAAGAGCCGCUUGGACCAGAAAGACGGUGGCGGCGGCGGUGGCAGCAAACCGCUGGACUAAACCACAAAAACCACAACCACAACAACAACAAAGUCGCCAUUAAUAAUCCACACGGCUGUUCACAAACCCCCGGACAC
Messenger RNA from Sander lucioperca (pikeperch), 1249 nucleotides. It is a transcript of the gene sap30l, whose product is annotated as sap30-like. The record is from RefSeq and is a predicted model, not a curated record. The transcript is spliced from 4 exons. Lineage: Eukaryota; Metazoa; Chordata; Actinopteri; Perciformes; Percidae. Gene Ontology annotation, cellular component: histone deacetylase complex. Gene Ontology annotation, molecular function: protein binding; transcription coregulator activity. The coding region runs from base 624 to 1172 and encodes 182 amino acids. Gene Ontology annotation, biological process: regulation of DNA-templated transcription.